AUGACAGCCAUUGACCUCAUCACCCCGGCGGCGGUGGCACCCGCUACUCCCAACAAGCGGGCCCCGGGCUUCGACGGCGAUAUCCUCCUCAUCACCUCGCCGCGGCCACCCACGCAGAAGUGGAUUGACCACAUCGAGGCCAAGUUCCCAGGCCUGCGUGUCAUCUACCGCGAGCUGCAGUGGGGCAAUCUGCUCGCGGCUGAUGCCCUGACCAAGGAUGACUGGCGCUCGGUCACAGUCCUUGUCACGACGGGCUUCUCGCUGCCAAAGAACCCGGCGGACGUACCGAAGCUGCGCUACGUACAGCUCUUCAGCGCCGGCGCCAACAUGAUUCUCAAGGAGCCGCUGUUCACAGACACAGAUAUUGUGUUUGCGACGGCCAAUGGUGUCCACGGACCCCAAAUCACGGAAUGGAUCAUUGCCACGUUCUUGGCAUUCAACCACCAUAUCCCCAAGUACCUGGAUCAGCAGAAGAAGGCCACGUGGAAGCGGCCUGAUGUUGUCACCGAAGAUGCCCUGACCCAGAGAGUAGGCAUUCUUGGCUAUGGUAGUAUCGGGCGCCAGACGGCCCGCGUCGCCACCGCUCUCGGCAUGGAGGUUUAUGCCUACACGCUGCACCCGCGCGAUACGCCCGAGUCGCGCCGUGACGAUGGCUUUGCGCCGCCCGGCACUGGCGAUCCGGAAGGCAUUUAUCCUACCAAGUGGUUCUCGGGUGCCACCCGCGAGGACCGCCACGCUUUCCUGUCGUCCGGCAUCGACCUACUCGUUGUCGCUACUCCGCUCACUGAUGACACGACGCACCUGCUCGGCGCGGAGGAGCUGCGCCUGCUGGGCAGCACCCGCGACGACGGCACCUGGCGGCCAGGCUUCCUGAGCAACAUUGCGCGUGGUCCUAUUGUCGAGACAGACGCGCUGAUUGAGGCGCUCGACAAGGGCGUUAUCCGGGGCGCUGCCCUCGACGUUACGGACCCGGAACCGCUUCCUGCUGGUCACCGGCUAUGGGGUGCUAAGAACAUCAUCAUCACGCCGCAUAUCAGCGGCGUCUCUACCAAGUAUGACGAGCGUGUGCUGCAGAUCCUUGAAGGCAACCUGCAGCGUUUGAGCGACGGGCGGCCACUGGCCAACCGGGUGAGCCGCAAAGAUGGAUACUAG
Sporothrix brasiliensis 5110 is the source of this 1152-nucleotide messenger RNA. RefSeq lists its product as uncharacterized. Gene Ontology annotation, molecular function: NAD binding. The record is from RefSeq and is a predicted model, not a curated record. The transcript has 4 exons. Lineage: Eukaryota; Fungi; Ascomycota; Sordariomycetes; Ophiostomatales; Ophiostomataceae. The coding region runs from base 1 to 1152 and encodes 383 amino acids.